Paramecium sonneborni is the source of this 162-nucleotide messenger RNA. The record is from the annotation of a GenBank genome assembly. NCBI's taxonomy places the organism in Eukaryota, Ciliophora, Oligohymenophorea, Peniculida, Parameciidae.
AUGGCAAUCUCUUAAUGCGAUUCAAAAAGUGUUGUUGGAGGAGUUAACAUAGCUACAAAUAAUAUCUUCUUAUAAAAAAGAUUAUCUAUUUCAUAACCUCAUAAAAUGCUAAGACUUUAACUUACUAUUCAUUAUUUGGAAAGUUGGACCGACCUCUAAUGA